This is a messenger RNA of Effrenium voratum, 3420 nucleotides long. The record is from the annotation of a GenBank genome assembly. Lineage: Eukaryota; Dinophyceae; Suessiales; Symbiodiniaceae.
UGUCAGCAGGACAUUUUGAACCGGAGCCUGGCAAAGGGCUUUCCAUGCGCUGGUUGCAUGCAUGACCAAGGAGGGUCGAUCAGUCCCGCGCGACGGUGGAAGCAGUGGUUCCGUUAUUGUCGAAGAAGAUGCUUCCAAGACCAGUUUCUGUGCCGCUCAUGCAACUGGCAGCCGAGAGCAUGGAGUGCUCUUUGUUGUGAUCAUUGCCGUAGCUGCUUGUAUAUAUUUAGCUACCAGACCAAGCUUUUGCACUGCAGAGGAGGGACGGUGUAGCACCUCACCAUGUUCCUGUGCAGACGAAUCCCAUGCUGUUCGAGCGCUUGCAACUCCAGAGGGAGAUGUUUGCUGGCAAUGCGUGGCAUUUUGCCCCAGUGGAAACGAGCCUCAAGAGUGCCGGCAAGGCCACUGUGAAUGCUCAGAUGCUUCGCAGGAGCGCGUUUUGUGGAACAGCAGCUCCGUGGAAGAUCCCUGCUGGCGGUGCACAUACUCCCCCAUCAUAUCUCUGCGGUCUCAGGAGGCUUCGGCGAGCUCGUGCCUGGUGCGUGCUCCCAGGUCCAAACUUCUCACGCUUCGGGGCGUGAGUUUGGAGCAGUUGCUCCGCUUGGUGCUGGUCUCCGAGGAGUCUGACGCAGCAUCGUGUGCGUCUUUUGUACGGGAAGGCAUGAUUUUGCGGGAGAAGAACACCAGCCUGUGCUUGAGCAGGAGCUCCUCAGGUAGCUUGUGGGGACUUGGCAAAUGCGCACCCACCACCUCGCAGGAGGCACAAGCUCAAUCCUUGGCUGAAGUGCAUCGAGACGGUGAGAAGGUCUACUGCCUUACAGAUGCAGGCGUUGAGUCGUGUGUACAAGUCCGAGGGCAUGUCUGUUCCUCGCGAGCUGGUACCUGCACGCCGACGGCUUGUGAUUGCGAGGAGUAUGGCUGGAUGAAGACGGAGGCAAUUUUGGCAGACGGAAGAUCAUGCUGGUCCUGUUCUCCUCCAGCCACGCGCCUUUGCUCCACAGAUCCGCGGGUUUGCACGGCGAGCCCCUGUGAGUGCGAGGAUGCGGGGCACGACAAGGUGUCUCGUUUUAUAGAUAGCAACAGCAGCACGUGCUGGUCUUGCCAGCCACAAGGCCACACCAGCAUGUUCGAGUCGUCCUUGGUCGGCUCAGUGGGCAUUCUCCUUUGCUGCCUGUCUGUGGCAGUUCUGAUGAGGAGACUUGACCCGAUCAAAAACUCCCAGGCAAGUUCGAUGUCCUGGAGCGCGGGCUUGCUAUUGGAGCUGGAAGAGAUUCGGGCCACAGUGGAGGACGCCUUGGUCUGCGUGGAGCACGCUAUUUCAACAGCACUGCCUUUCAGCUGGAAGCGACAGACAUCUGCAGUGUCGGCGUCUGUCUGUGACGAAGGCAAACACGGUGAAGUCCAGGCAUCCCAAGAGGGCACAGAGGCUGAAGCUUCACUCGACGCAAUUAGUGACGAUGCAGUGGCAGACGUGCUCGAGUCUUUCAAGGCAAAUGCCUCUCAAGACGAGCCAGAUGUGCAGGUGAGGAAGCGGCGGAAACCCAAAAAGGCCAAAGAUGCCAAGGUCGAAGAGGAGACCGCGCAACAAGACUCUGGGCAGCUUGCCUGGGAUUUGCUGGGCCUACACGACCAGGUUGAGAAAGAAUCAGGUGUGCCGCACGGGCGCUGCUUGUUGCUUGCGCAGCUUCCAGCCGAUGCAAGCUUGACUUCCAAAAGGCUCAUAGCCCAUGCAAGCUUGGCGGAUGCCUGGGAUCCAGUGGGCAUUGUCAGACAGUCCCAAGGUGCACUGGAAUUGGGCCGGGUGGUCCUUUUGGCUGCGCCGAGUUGGCGAAAAGGCACUGCGCGCGCACCUCGAAUUCUGGCAGCUCUGCGUCUACUCUGGGAGCAGGACUCGCUUCCUAGGAAGCUGGGGAGUGCGGAGGUAUCUGUGCCGGAGUUUGGGAAUGAGAAAGAAGAGGCGAAUGCAAAGGAGAAAGAAGAGAAGGAGCCAAAGGAAGAGAAGAAAGACAAGAGAACGAAAGGCAAGAAAGAGAAGAAAGAGAAAGAAGAGAAGUCAGAGAAGGCGAACAAGGCAGAGAAGAAAGAUAAGGAGAAGGAGGAGAAAGGGGAGAAGCAGGAGAAGAAGAAGGAGAACGUGGAGAAGGAGGAGAAGGAGGAGACAGAGGAGACAAAGGAGGCGGAAGAGAAAGAGGAGAAGGUGGAGAACGUGGAAAAGGUGCAGAACGAGGAGAAGGAGGAGGCGAAGGAAGAGGCAAAGGAAGAGGCAAAGGAAGAGGCGGAGGAAGAGGUGAAGGAAGAGAAGGAAGAGAAGGAAGAGAAGGAAGAGACGGAGGAGGAGAAGGAACAGGAGGAAGAGGAGAUGGAAAAGAAGGAUGAGGAAGAGGCAAAGGAAGAGUCGAAGGAAGAGGCGCAGAACGAGGAGGAGAAGGAAGAUGAUAAGGAAGAGACGGAAGACACAAUGGAUGAUGACGCGGAGAAAAAAGAGACUCAGGAAGGAGAUAAAGAAGAGGAGAGAGGAAAGAAAGAAGAGGAGGGAGAUGAAGAGAAGGAUGAGGAGACAACUGAGGCAGCUGAUGAGACCAGCGACGGUAGCCCCAAGCAAACCUUUGGAGGCCUGCCCCUGGACAAGGCCUUGAACGAGCUGCAGGUGGAGCUGCCCCAGUCGAUCAUCAAGGUGCAGCGCACCUUCAUUGAAGUUGAGGAGGAGAAUCCGUUGGCCUCCAGGCUCAAGAAGUCCGUCAGUUGCGGUGAUGUUCCUUUGCUGACGUGAGGCGUAUGCUUCCGAAUUGCAAAUCUCUUGCGCACCUCUGCUCCCCUUUCGCACUUUCUUGAUCUUGUGCGAACCCAAAGCGGCACGACCUUGUUGCGCGCAGAUCUUGACGCGGAGCUUGGGACAAGUCUGCAUGCGUGUAGGUGGUUUCCAUCUUUUAGACCAGAGAUGUUAUGUAGCUGACCAACUGAAACUCAGGCUCAUUCAAGACAAGGUGUGUGAGUUUGUGAUUAGAGGCUGAAUUGUCGAGUUCAGGUGGGAUAUACCAGAAUCAGCUUUAUUGCUGUCCCUGGUACGUAAUUUUGUCCAUGCCGGCAGAUGCUCAGCCGGCUGACAAGCUGGCAGGAGAAAAUUGCCAGCGAUCAAACUCGCCAUGUGCUGCCCAACAGCAGGAAAUGAAUGUUUGAGGCCGUAAAACAGGCCCAUUCAGCUCUAUUUUGACUCCUGGGUGUCGCGGCGCAGUCGUUCUUUCCCAAAACUCUUGUCUAUUCGAUCACGCCGCUGACCUCAUAGGUGCAAAGGCGGGCAGAGAUGGUGCAGUGUGAACUGAGUUCCCUCUGCACCAUCGCUGUGUUCGUACCGCAACUACUUUUUAAGCCGGCUUUCAUUGGUCAUUCUGGCACCGUGCCAAGGGCCAGAUCUUCUCCAGC